GACAUGUUUUCCACCAUUUCAGUUCCUUCUUUCAUCUAAAAAAUCUCUUUUUCCCCAUUUCUCUGUUUUCUUCUCCUUGAAAAACCUCUCCUUUAUUCCCGUAACCAAAAAAAAACUCCACUGUGUGCUUUGAUUCAUCACACUACACUAAUGGCGCCUGCCACAGACUAUCAAGGCUCGUUCCUGAGCCGAAUCAGCAUCCGCCGCAACCAGAUCGUCUCCAUGGACGUCAAUCACGAGCAAGAGCUCGAAGAACUCGAGUAUUUCCAGAAACACGUAGCCGAGCGUUUCUCCGAGUUAAUAUCUCCAUCGCCGUCUCCGCCUCCUUCCUCCUCCUCCUCCUUCUCCGAUGCCGGCGGCUCUCAGCCGUCUGAUCCAAUUCUCUCGAUCCCAUGGCUACAGAAUCUCCUCGAUGUUUUCAUGUCCUGCGAAACAGAGUUCAAAUCUGUCCUGACGACGACCCAGAUCUCCAAAUCGCCGUCUUUAGAGAGGGUUUUGUCGGAAAUGCUUGAUCGGAUCCUGAAAGCAUUGGAUAUCUGUAACGCCGUCGUUAACGGAAUUGAUUCCGUUAGACAGAGCCGACGUCUGGCGGAGAUAGCCGUCACGGCGCUUAAACAACGGCCGUUAUGCGACGGAAGCGUUCGCAGAGCCAAACGUGCUUUAACCAGCCUCCUCGCUGGCUUAAACGUCGACGGGAAAGACAGAAACAGCGGAAGUGGUGGCAGUGGUAACCACCGAAGGAUGACGUCACGGUCGUGGUCGUUUGGACAGCGCAGCAGCGUCACCGUAGGUGGCUCAUCUGGCCACGUCAGCAAGAAUUGGUCUGCGGCGAAGCAGAUUCAGGCGAUGGUGGCUAAUCUAGUGCUGCCACGUGGAGCAGAAGCCUCGGGACCGGCUAUGCCGGUAUACGUAAUCAGCAGUGUCAUGGUUCUGGUGAUGUGGGUGCUAGUCGCGGCGUUGCCUUGCCAGACAAGCAGCCUUCCUGUGGCGCCAUUGCCGCUUCCGAAACACCAGAGCUGGGCUAGCGCCGCCGUGAACAUCCAAGAGAGGAUUGGUGAAGAGAUGAAACGGAAGGAGAAGCGUUUUGGUGGUGGUUUUACAGGGGGUUUGAUGGAGGAGUUGCAGAGGAUGGAGAUGAUUGGAUUAUGGUUAAUGGAAUUUGCGGAGAGGUUUAGGUUUCCGGCAGAGGAAGAGGAGGAGGAGGAAGUUGCGGAGAAGGUGGGGGAGAUGGAGGAGAUUUGCCGGAGAAUGGAAGUUGGAUUGGAGGAUUUGCAGAGACUAGUGAGGCAAGUGUUUCACAGAUUGGUGAGAAGCAGGAUAGAGAUUGAUGCAAUACUUGAUCAACUUCAUGCCAUCUAAUUUGUAAAUCUUCAAUAACAAAAUCUUUUUCUCUUUUUUUUUCUCUGGGGUUUUUUUAGUUUGAAACACUACUCUUUGAAAAAUCUUGAUGUGUAUAAUCUACUGUGUAUAGAUACACACCAUGUUCGGUUUGUGGUA
Messenger RNA from Eutrema salsugineum, 1497 nucleotides. RefSeq lists its product as uncharacterized. The coding region runs from base 151 to 1359 and encodes 402 amino acids. The record is from RefSeq and is a predicted model, not a curated record. The transcript has a single exon. Lineage: Eukaryota; Viridiplantae; Streptophyta; Magnoliopsida; Brassicales; Brassicaceae.